CUUGUUAUCGUCCCAUCGAUUCCCCACCAGCCAAGCCCCUCGCUACCUCCGCCGCUCCUCGCCGGCGACAUCGGUGAGCGUACGGACCCGCCCGUGGCCCCGAGAUACAAAUUCCGCCAUCCCCGGAGGUCACCUUUCAUCACCAUCCGAGUUCUGUGGUGCCUUAAAUUGGUGAAAUCGAUACACGGCUAUUGGAAACUUUAGAGUUUAGUCUCAUCAUAUUCAUGAGUCAUCAAAAGCGUGAAGCCAGUUCUAGCAAUGAAGAUUGGGCAUCAAAACGCCCAAAAGGUGCUGCCACUUCUACUGAAAAGGAUUGUCAAGUAGAGACUGCUAGUUCUCAAGAAACGAAUGGUGAAAAGAGAGACACCUCUCAAAAGGGAAGCAACUUGCCGCUAGACCCAUGCAUCUCGGAUGAGAAAUCCGCAACCAUCUCGGAAGUUCCAAGUCAGCAAGAGAUGAUACUAACUAGUGUUGAAGCCGAUGCUGCAGAAGACAAGGGCUGCAGGCAUACAAUGGAGGAUGCCUGGGUGGUGCUUCCUGAUGCUAGCAUGGGAUCUCCUGGAAAUUUGAGAUCUGCACAUUUUGCAAUAUAUGAUGGGCAUGGUGGCCGCUUGGCCGCGGAGUAUGCACAGAAGCACUUACACCCGCAUGUUAUUGCUGCAGGAUUACCACGUGAGUUGAUGAAUGUUAAAGUGGCAAAGAAGGCCAUUAUUGAAGGUUUCCGUAAAGCUGAUGAAUCACUACUGCAAGAAAGUGCUAAAGGAAACUGGCAAGACGGCGCAACAGCUGUAUGUGUUUGGGUCUUGGGACAGACGGUUGUAGUUGCGAAUGCUGGGGAUGCUAAAGCAGUAUUAGCUCGUUCUACUUCAACUGAUGGUGAAGGUGUGGUGGCUGACACCAAAAGUCCACUGAAAGCUAUUGUUUUGACAAGAGAACACAAAGCCAUCUUUCCACAAGAACGCUCGAGAAUCCAGAAGGCUGGAGGUUCUGUUGGUCCUAAUGGAAGACUACAAGGGCGCAUUGAAGUAUCUAGAUCUCUUGGAGAUCGUCACUUUAAGAAGGUGGGGUUGAUUGCAACACCAGAUGUCCAUUCUUUUGAACUCACAGUGAAGGACCAUUUCAUCAUUCUUGGAUGUGAUGGCUUGUGGGGAGUGUUUGGGCCAAGUGACGCUGUUGAAUUUGUCCAGAAGCAAUUGAAGGAGACGUCCUCAGCCACGCUCGCGGUGCGGCGCCUGGUGAAGGAGGCUGUCCGCGAGAGGCGGUGCAAGGAUAACUGCACUGCUGUUCUGAUCGUCUUCAAGCACUAGAAUUGUUUGGCUGUUGCAACAAGCUUCUCACAGAACUGAACCCGAGAAGAGAAAUUUGCGAAGAGCAAUAUGUGAUUCAAGCCUUCAUGAUUUCCGUGCUCUGGCAAACGAUUGUGCGUGUCCAUGAGAACACUGUUAGUGCACUAUCUGUACUUCGUUUUGACAUUUUUUUUUUUUGCUUUUUCCAACCUUGAUUCUUGUAGCAAAAGCCCCUCUAAACUGCUAUAAAGAAAUGUUACUUGGCCGGUCUCAUGUGACCCAAGUCUCUUUUACAGCUAUUUACAAGGUCUGACCUGCUUCUUUAUUUUAUUUUUUCCAUCGAGAAGACUAGAUCUUCAACCAAUGCAUAUAUAGGAGUAAGUGAAUCUUGGAUUCUGAUCGAAUUGUCAGUACUACGUGUAACUUAAUCCUUGAUAUAUGUGCUGAGAA
This is a messenger RNA of Triticum dicoccoides, 1736 nucleotides long. RefSeq names its product probable protein phosphatase 2C 67. Lineage: Eukaryota; Viridiplantae; Streptophyta; Magnoliopsida; Poales; Poaceae. The transcript is spliced from 11 exons. The coding region runs from base 225 to 1307 and encodes 360 amino acids. The record is from RefSeq and is a predicted model, not a curated record. Gene Ontology annotation, molecular function: protein serine/threonine phosphatase activity. Gene Ontology annotation, biological process: protein dephosphorylation.